AUGCAUAUCAUAUUUCAUCUCUGUUUAAUUGUUACUUUACUAGCCACUUCUAUCGAUUGCCAAGGAGCUCGUGGUGGUGGAAGUCGAGGUGGUAGCAGCAUUCGUACUGGCAGUAGAGGUAGUAGUUAUCGUACAAGUGGAGGAAGCUCAUGUACUGGUGAUGGUUGUACAAAAUCAGGUGUCAUUAUUGGUAGUAUAUUUGGUGGUGUAUUUGGCCUACUUGCCAUUGUAUUUGGUGGUAUGUAUUGUUACCGUCAAUGGAAAGGACAACCCUUACGAUCAAAUCCAGCAUUUGUCACUCAACCAACGUCUAAUACGAACGAAACGUAUUCACAAGGUUACUUUGAGACAGGUAUAUGGUCUAGUCGUUACUGUCAAAAUAAUAGUUGGCAUGGACCUCAUCAAUUAUAUCUUUCAUUCAGUGAUACUAUGUCUAGAGUCGAUGGAGAAGGAACAGAUGACAUUGGUGCAUUUACUAUUGAUGGUAUAUUUUGCCGGCAAACUCAAAAGUUAGCUCUAACAAAGAUAUAUAAACAAGGUACGGGUAAUAUGGCAGAGAAUUUUGGACAUAAAGUUACUAUACAAUUGAUUUGGAAUUCGAAUCAAAAUGUAUUUGAAGGUAAAUGGUUUAUUCAUACGACAAAAUAUCGUGGAGAAGACAAAUUUGAACUUAAAUAUCAUCAAACUACAGAAAAAUCCUGGGAAAUGACAAAAUAUUGA
This is a messenger RNA of Adineta steineri, 720 nucleotides long. Lineage: Eukaryota; Metazoa; Rotifera; Eurotatoria; Adinetida; Adinetidae. The record is from the annotation of a GenBank genome assembly.